Messenger RNA from Sciurus carolinensis (gray squirrel), 9853 nucleotides. RefSeq names its product myosin VB (gene Myo5b). Gene Ontology annotation, biological process: vesicle transport along actin filament; actin filament organization. The coding region runs from base 401 to 5950 and encodes 1849 amino acids. The transcript is spliced from 40 exons. Gene Ontology annotation, molecular function: microfilament motor activity; ATP binding; actin filament binding. The record is from RefSeq and is a predicted model, not a curated record. NCBI's taxonomy places the organism in Eukaryota, Metazoa, Chordata, Mammalia, Rodentia, Sciuridae. Gene Ontology annotation, cellular component: cytoplasm; myosin complex; actin cytoskeleton.
CGCUGUGACGCGCCGGUCCUCCGCCUCCCUGGCCGGCUGGCUCUCCCUCCUGCACCUCCUCCCCAUACCUGUGCGGGGAGCGGCGCCGCGCGGCCUCCUCCCCCGCUUGUUCCCAACUCCUGCCCGGCUGCAGCUACGCCGCCGCUGCCACGGGAGUAAAGGUCGCGACGGAGAGAGUGAGUCGGCCGCGGCGCCUCCAGGAAGCCGGCUGGGCAGGUUGGGAGAAAAGAGGAAAGGGCGAGAAACUCUCGUCUAGUCCAGGAAGAUGGCGCCAGGCCGGCCGGCUGUGGACUGAGAGCUGCUGGGGCAGCGAGGAGCCGGGACCCGCUGCCCACCUGGGCACGAGCUAGGGCUGCAGGCGAGGUGGGGCGUCCCGGGCUCCGGCCCAACCCGUGGGGUCAUGUCGGUCAGCGAGCUUUACAGCCAGUACACAAGGGUCUGGAUCCCUGACCCGAAUGAAGUGUGGCGCUCAGCUGAAUUAACCAAGGACUACAAGGAGGGGGAGAAGAGCCUCCAGCUCAGACUGGAAGAUGACACUAUUCGGGAAUAUCCAGUUGAUGUCCAGAACAACCAGCUGCCGCCCUUACGGAAUCCAGAUAUCUUGGUGGGAGAAAACGACCUCACUGCCCUUAGCUAUCUCCACGAGCCUGCAGUUUUGCAUAAUCUGAAGGUCCGGUUCUUGGAGUCCAACCACAUCUACACUUACUGUGGCAUUGUGCUUGUUGCCAUAAAUCCUUAUGAACAGUUGCCAAUCUAUGGACAAGAUGUCAUCUAUGCCUACAGUGGUCAAAACAUGGGCGACAUGGAUCCCCACAUCUUUGCUGUUGCGGAAGAAGCCUACAAGCAGAUGGCCAGAGAUGAGAAGAACCAGUCCAUCAUAGUCAGUGGGGAGUCGGGAGCUGGGAAGACGGUGUCAGCCAAGUACGCCAUGCGCUACUUUGCCACGGUCGGUGGCUCAGCCAGUGAAACCAACAUCGAGGAGAAGGUCCUGGCAUCCAGUCCCAUCAUGGAGGCCAUCGGGAAUGCCAAAACCACUCGGAACGACAAUAGCAGCCGCUUUGGAAAGUACAUUCAGAUCGGCUUUGAUAAAAGGUACCACAUCAUUGGGGCCAACAUGAGGACCUACCUGUUGGAGAAGUCCCGUGUGGUCUUUCAGGCAGAUGAUGAGAGGAAUUACCACAUCUUCUACCAGCUCUGUGCUGCUGCCAGUCUCCCAGAAUUUAAAGAGCUUGCUCUAACAUGUGCAGAGGACUUUUUCUAUACAUCCCAGGGAGGAGAUACAGCCAUUGAGGGUGUCGAUGAUGCAGAGGACUUUGAGAAGACUCGGCAAGCCUUCACACUGCUUGGAGUGAGAGAGUCCCAUCAGAUAAGCAUUUUUAAGAUAAUUGCUUCUAUCCUGCACCUUGGAAGUGUGGAGAUUCAGGCUGAGCGUGAUGGUGAUUCCUGUAGCAUAUCACCCCAGGAUGAACACCUGAGCAACUUCUGCCGCCUGCUAGGGGUGGAGCACAAUCAGAUGGAGCACUGGCUGUGCCAUCGCAAGCUGGUCACCACCUCAGAGACCUACGUCAAGACCAUGUCCCUGCAGCAGGUCAUCAAUGCACGCAAUGCCCUGGCCAAGCACAUCUAUGCCCAGCUGUUCGGCUGGAUUGUGGAGCACAUCAACAAGGCCCUGCACACCUCCAUCAAGCAGCACUCCUUCAUCGGGGUCCUGGACAUCUAUGGGUUUGAAACUUUUGAGGUUAACAGUUUCGAGCAGUUUUGUAUCAACUAUGCCAACGAGAAGCUCCAGCAGCAGUUCAACUCGCAUGUGUUCAAACUAGAGCAAGAAGAAUACAUGAAGGAGCAGAUCCCUUGGACCUUGAUUGACUUUUAUGAUAAUCAACCUUGUAUUGAUCUCAUAGAAGCUAAACUGGGUAUCCUGGACCUGUUGGAUGAAGAAUGUAAGGUCCCCAAAGGAACUGACCAGAACUGGGCCCAGAAGCUCUAUGACCGGCACUCCAGCAGCCAGCACUUCCAGAAACCCCGCAUGUCCAACACGGCCUUCAUUGUCGUCCACUUUGCAGAUAAGGUGGAGUACCUCUCGGAUGGUUUUCUGGAGAAAAACAGGGACACGGUGUAUGAAGAGCAGAUCAACAUCCUGAAGGCCAGCAAGUUCCCACUAGUGGCUGACUUGUUUCAUGAUGACAAGGACCCCAUUCAUGCCACCGCCGCAUCGGGGAAGGGAUCAUCAUCGAAGAUCAACAUUCGCUCUGCCAGACCCCCCAUGAAGGCCUCCAACAAGGAACACAAGAAAUCCGUGGGCCACCAGUUCCGCACCUCCUUGCAUCUGCUCAUGGAGACCCUGAAUGCUACCACCCCGCAUUAUGUUCGCUGCAUCAAGCCCAACGACGAGAAGCUCCCCUUCCACUUUGACCCAAAGAGAGCCGUGCAGCAGCUCAGAGCCUGUGGCGUGCUGGAGACCAUUCGCAUCAGUGCAGCUGGCUACCCAUCCAGGUGGACCUACCACGACUUCUUCAACCGGUACCGAGUGCUGGUGAAGAAGCGGGAACUUGCCAACACAGACAAGAAGGCCAUCUGCAAGUCUGUCCUAGAGAGCCUCAUCAAGGAUCCUGACAAGUUCCAGUUUGGCCGCACUAAGAUCUUCUUCCGGGCAGGCCAAGUGGCCUACCUGGAGAAACUGCGGGCUGACAAGUUCCGAGCAGCCACCAUCAUGAUCCAGAAAACCGUCCGUGGCUGGCUGCAGAAGGUGAAGUACCGCCGGCUGAAGAGGGCCACCUUAACCCUGCAGCGGUACUGCCGAGGACACCUGGCCCGCAGGCUGGCUGCGCACCUGCGAAGGACGCGGGCAGCUGUGGUGCUGCAGAAGCAGUUCCGCAUGCGGAGGGCCCGUCUGGCCUACCAGAGGGUGCGCAGGGCUGCCGUCGUCAUUCAGGCCUUCGCGAGGGCCAUGUCCGUGCGCAGAAUCUACCGCCAGGUCCUCAUGGAGCACAAGGCUACCAUCAUCCAGAAGCACGCCCGGGGAUGGAUGGCACGCAGGCAUUUCCAGCAACUGAGGGCUGCAGCCAUUGUCAUCCAGUGUGCCUUCCGGAGGUUCAAGGCCAAGCAGGAACUGAAGGCCCUCAAGAUUGAGGCCCGCUCAGCAGAGCACCUGAAACGCCUCAACGUGGGCAUGGAGAACAAGGUGGUCCAGCUGCAGCGGAAGAUUGAUGACCAGAACAAAGAGUUCAAGACCCUGUCGGAGCAACUGUCUGCAGUCACCUCCACACACACCAUGGAGGUGGAGAAGCUAAAGAGGGAGCUGGCACGUUACCAGCAGAACCAGGGGGCUGAUGCCAGCCUGCAGCUGCAGGAGGAGGUGCAGAGCCUGCGCACAGAGCUGCAGAGAGCCCACUCGGAGCGCAGGGUCCUGGAGGAUGCCCACAGCAGGGAGAAGGACGAGCUGAGAAAGCGAGUUGCAGACCUGGAGCAAGAAAAUGCUCUCCUGAAAGAUGAGAAAGAACAGCUUAACAACCGAAUCCUGUGCCAGUCUAAAGAUGAAUUUGCCCAAAAUUCCAUGAAGGAGAACCUCCUGAUGAAGAAAGAGCUGGAGGAGGAGCGUUCCCGGUACCAGAACCUGGUGAAGGAAUAUUCCCGGUUGGAGCAGAGAUACGACAAUCUUCGGGAUGAGGUGACCAUCCUAAAGCAAACCCCAGGUCACAGGCGGAACCCAUCAAACCAAAGUAGCUUAGAAUCAGACUCGAAUUACCCCUCCAUCUCCACAUCUGAGAUUGGAGACACCGAGGAUGCCCUCCAACAGGUGGAGGACAUUGGCGUGGAGAAGGCAGCCAUGGACAUGACAGUGUUCCUGAAGCUGCAGAAGAGAGUGCGGGAGCUUGAGCAGGAGAGGAAGAAGCUGCAGAUGCAGCUGGAGAAGAGAGAGCAGGACAGCAAGAAAGUCCAGAUGGAACAACCAAGGAAUGAUACAGAUUUGGACCAGGAUGCAGAUCUGGCCUACAAUAGUCUGAAGAGGCAGGAGCUGGAGUCGGAGAACAAGAAGCUGAAGAAUGACCUGAAUGAGCUGAGGAAAGCCGUAGCCGACCAAGCCACCCAGAACACCUCCUCUCACAGCGCCCCUGACAGUUACAGCCUCCUGCUAAACCAGCUCAAGCUGGCCAAUGAGGAGCUAGAGGUUCGAAAGGAGGAGGUGCUCAUCCUCAGGACCCAGAUUGUGAGCGCUGACCAGCGCCGACUUGCUGGCAAGAGCAUGGAGCCGAACAUCAAUGCCAGAGCAAGUUGGCCUAACAGUGAAAAGCACGUGGACCAGGAAGAUGCCAUCGAGGCCUACCAUGGGGUCUGCCAGACCAACAGCCAGACUGAGGAUUGGGGAUACUUGAAUGAAGAUGGAGAACUCGGCUUGGCCUACCAAGGCCUAAAACAAGUUGCCAGGUUGCUGGAGGCACAACUGCAGGCCCAGAGCCUGGAGCACGAGGAGCAGGUGGAGAACCUUAAGGCCCAGGUGGAAGCCCUGAAGGAGGAGAUGGACAAACAGCAGCAGACCUUCUGCCAGACUCUGCUGCUGUCCCCAGAGGCCCAGGUGGAAUUUGGGGUCCAGCAGGAAAUAUCCCGGCUAACCAAUGAGAAUCUGGACCUUAAAGAACUGGUAGAAAAGCUGGAAAAGAAUGAGAGGAAGCUCAAAAAGCAACUGAAGAUUUACAUGAAGAAAGUCCAGGACCUAGAAGCUGCCCAGGCAUUGGCACAGAGUGACAGGCGGCACCAUGAGCUCACCAGGCAGGUCACGGUCCAGAGGAAGGAGAAGGACUUCCAGGGCAUGCUGGAGUACCACAAGGAAGACGAGGCCCUCCUCAUCCGGAACCUGGUAACAGACCUGAAGCCCCAGAUGCUGUCGGGCACAGUGCCCUGCCUCCCCGCGUACAUCCUCUACAUGUGCGUCAGAUAUGCAGACAACACCAACGACGACCUCAAGGUGCACUCCUUGCUCACCUCCACCAUCAACGGCAUUAAGAAAGUCCUGAAGAAGCACAACGACGACUUUGAGAUGACAUCAUUCUGGUUAUCCAACACCUGUCGCCUCCUUCAUUGUUUGAAGCAGUACAGUGGGGAUGAGGGCUUCAUGACCCAGAACACUGCAAAGCAGAAUGAGCAUUGUCUUAAGAACUUUGACCUCACUGAAUACCGUCAGGUGCUGAGCGACCUUUCCAUUCAGAUCUACCAGCAGCUCAUUAAAAUCGCCGAGGGCUUGUUGCAGCCAAUGAUAGUUUCUGCCAUGUUAGAAAAUGAGAGCAUUCAGGGUCUGUCUGGUGUGAAGCCAAUGGGCUACCGGAAGCGCUCCUCCAGCAUGGCGGACGGGGAUAACUCCUACUGCCUGGAAGCCAUCAUCCGCCAGAUGAAUUGCUUUCACACAGUCAUGUGCGACCAAGGCCUGGACCCUGAGAUCAUCCUGCAGGUGUUCAAGCAGCUCUUCUACAUGAUCACUGCGGUGACUCUUAACAACCUGCUCCUGCGGAAGGACGUCUGCUCGUGGAGCACAGGCAUGCAACUCAGGUACAAUAUAAGUCAACUGGAAGAGUGGCUUCGGGGAAGGAACCUUCACCAGAGUGGAGCAGCCCAGACCAUGGAACCUCUGAUCCAGGCAGCCCAGCUCCUGCAGUUAAAGAAGAAAACCCGUGAGGAUGCCGAAGCCAUCUGUUCUCUGUGUACCUCCCUCAGCACCCAGCAGAUUGUCAAAAUUUUAAACCUUUAUACACCCCUGAAUGAAUUUGAAGAGCGGGUAACAGUGUCCUUUAUACGAACAAUCCAAGCACAACUCCAAGAUCGGAAUGACCCUCAGCAACUGUUGCUAGACUCCAAACACAUGUUUCCUGUUCUGUUUCCAUUUAAUCCAUCUUCCCUGACCAUGGACUCAAUCCACAUUCCUGCGUGUCUCAGCCUGGAGUUCCUCAAUGAAGUCUGAAGAUGUGUGUUUCCCCAAUCAGCUUGAUACCCAGUGAGAGCAAGAAGAAAGCAUGUGCAGUAAAAUGACCUUGAGGAUCUAUGAAUCUGGUAAAAAUGGAUCAAAUUGGAGAUGAAGAGCCUGUGGAGAGUGUUGAACUAAACAGAAUAAGACACAUCUCAUUAUUUUUGGUACCUACUGCUCAGAAUAAAAACACUUGAAAUAUGGAAGAUAUUUUUAAAGGUUUGAUUUCAGUUUUUUAAAAAAAUCAUCCUCUACAGCUACCAAGCCAUCCCUUUGGCGAUCUAAAAGGUGCCAGUUCUAUAAAGUGGAAGCUGCCCAGUUCUGACCUUUGCUCAUAACUGGAGAAUGUCCAAAUUGAGAUAACAUUAAAAAUAUGUAACAAAUUGCCUGCAGAGGACUUAACCUUAUUUGUAAUCAUGAAAAUGGAAUUGACUGACAUUUCCUCAGGUUGACAAACCAUAGGUGUGGGUGAGCUUUGUGGUGAAAUGUUUUAAAAAUAAAAAUAAUGAACCUGGUCCUCUGAGAAGCUGUGAAUCAGACAAUGGUGUAAUUGACCUGCAGACCAAGCAUUUUGCAUAUUAGUUUCUGAAGCAAAACUGAGACACCCAGUCUCUGAUAUGCUUAGGGCUUUUGGGUAGUCCUGGGUUUUUGAAGAGUUAGGGUAAAAAUGCUGCUGUCCCAGAUGUCAAAUGUGAGAAAGAUAGAAAAAUACUGUUUGAGACGCUAGUCUGCACUAAGUCCAACAAAACUUCCACAAAAAAAAUGUAUAUAAGCUAUUAGAAUAACAAAUCUUGCUUUAUUAACAAAUGUAAAAACUCAGUGUGAAAAAUUUUAAUCCCAUAAUGCCAUUAAACCUCCAAUAAGAGCAUCACAUAAAAUACUACUUAUCCCAGACACCCAAGAGAGGAAGGAAAACAGACUUCAGUUUGAGAAUCUAAUUGAGAAAACUAAAAAAAAAAAAAACACAUGAUCAUUAAGUUAUUAUCCAAAGCCUUGUGGGUUUUUUGGGUUUUUUUGUGGGGGGGGGAUAUUUGGGUUGUUUUGGUUUUUGAGAGAGAACAUGGCUUAGGCCAACUUCUCCUUUUAAAGCUUAUUUUCAAUGUUUUUCAUAUUUGCCACAUAAAAAAAUCAUUGUAAAUAUCUCUGCCAUGAAAUAAAUAUUUAGCAAGAGUACUCAGUAAUAUCAUAUAAUAGAUUUAAUGUCUGCUGUUAGAUUUUUUUUUUUUUUUGACAGUUUUGUGUUCUGGACUCUUCAAAAGCAUUUAAUAGAAAAUCCUACAUAUUCUCUCUACCCAUAUUUUUACUAUCUUUUCCAUAUUUAUUAUUAAUAGUUCACUGUUCCUACAUCAGGAGCAGAUGGUUUGCAAAUCAUACAAGAACUGUUUCCAUAUUACAUUAUUUCUCUACAUGUUGGAAGUAGAAUACUCUCCACCCCAUCUUGUACUCGGCCACCCAACUUAAAAGACUCUUGGGAGCACAGCACAUCCCAAGCCAAAAAGUCCUCUGUCCUAUGCCCAUAGAGCUCAGUGUCCUGUCUUCCUCCUCACCUGCUGGGGCCAGAACAAGGCAUAGCACCUGGUGAAAGCUGCUGACAGUCGUGUCCAAAGGCACUGUCAUCAGUAUCUUUGCCUCUGUCCAAAUUAAACAUCCUGGUGGCUCUUGGGUAUCUGCAGGGUAUUGUCUUCCCUCCUCCGUUACAGUUUCACAGUCGCUGACAUCCCUGACACCUUUCAAUCCACACACUGACUUUGGAAAAUCAGUCUAAAGCAACUGGGUUUGUGGCUACCUCUGCUUUAAAGUCUUUUGUGAAAUAUAAUUUGCUUUCCAGUGCACUUUAGUUUGAAACUAAGUCUCACAUAGACUGUCCCUAACCUUCAAGAUAACCGAAAAUGCCUUGAUAUUAUCAAGAUGCCAACUUUAACAAGCAGCGACUUCACAAAUAUAAUGGCUUACUGUCCUUAUAAUAUAAAAGAUCAUCCCCUCCAUCUCUCUGGGUUGCUACUGUGCUGUCACUGAUUCAUCACUAGAGGCCAAGGGCUUGCUGAAUAAAAGUGUGGCACUUAGAAUAAAUGGGGAAAAGGGAAGCUUAUGAAUUGCCCUCUUCUUAGCCUUUUCCAAAAGACAAGGGCAUUCCAUUGGAACUCUAAUUUACAGAUGACUAACACAGUAAUUGGUUGCAUAAUGUUUACAUCUGCCCAAUUUAACCUCAUACUUGGAGGCUGAAAUAGGCAACGUUUAACCUUUUGUUGACUUUUUAUCCUCUGCAAUUUUUAAAGUCAGUACACCUCACUUCCCAAUUUCAUGAAAUCAGUAAUGAUUUAAGUAAUUCAACAUGAAGGUUUGAAUUCACUAAAAAUCUUUGCUUUCCAAUGUUUAAAAUUUGACAACUUUUUUCUGUGCCUUUACUGAGACAACUGAUUUACCAAUUGUUUCUCUGAAAUAAGUGUUGUGGAAUUUCAAAGUUCAGUGUAACAUCAUAGUGGACUUUUGUCUUUUGAAACAAGCAUUUUAAAGGUUACUGAAGAAUCAAAUAUUUAUAGCAAGCAACUUUUAAGUAUUACAUGGGACCUGUUUACCUAUAAUAAUGGGUGUAUUUACACCUGAACUGUUGCUGAAGCUGACAAGCACAUUUCUAUGUGCAUUCCCCUUGUGCCAAUUAGCUGUGUUCGGACUGAUGGUCCUUUAGGCUCACCUGGGAAGCAGAUUAGACCCAAAGGUAGAUUUUCCCCUGCCCGCUUUCCAUGGAGCAUGCCAUAGGAGUUUCUUCCCUUUAUUUUUUUCCUAGUACUAAAUUUUAAGGAUUUUGUUAAAAAGCCAGGAACUUGGAAAAUUUAGAACAAAAUUCUACCAUCAAGUCAUCAAUUAUUAGACCCUUAAUGAAGGCACUAAGAUUGUAGUAGCAAAAAACAUUAGAACCCAUUUACUUGUUGUUUUUAGACCCUUUCCCCAGUCCUAAGGCAGGGACAGUAUAUCCUAUAUUGAAGCAUUAGUAUAAUGCCUAUGUGACUGGUUCCUGAAAUGUGACUACAUGGGGCAGGACCCUGCCAUUUCUCCUCACAGAAUAUUUGCAGUCAGUUUCUAAAAUUAAUUUGCUGCAUGAGUCAACUCUAAUUUUUGUACACAUUGGUGCCAUAAUUAGAACAUUAGGGAGUGUAGAAAAUUAGAGGUGAAUGCCACUAACUAAUACAGGACUGGGUUUUUCUUAUAAAGGUAAUUAGAUAUUGUUUUUCCCUGAAAAAAUUUCUAAUUCUAUUAAAGGAAUCAUAAAAUUAAGCUACUUUUUAAAGUGACACUAACAGAAUAAUCCAGACUUGGAUUUAACAUUUUGCCAUCAACUGUUAGAUGAAAGACUUCCUCUCUGAAGGAGUCCACACCAUAUCCAGGGGUAAAUCUAACGUUACAGAAAUGCUACUGAUAAAAAUAUUUUUCCAUUUUGGACAAAUCUGUAAAUUACACCUUUGUUUAUAGAAAAAAAUGCUUGUAAUAGUCACUGUUAAUAUUCAGCUGUGCAUAAAAAUUUGUGGAAAUACUUUUGAAUAAAAGUGCCAAAUCUAAACAAAAUUUAAAACUUCAGCUACACGUUGGCUAAAAGUUUGUUUUUAAUGUUAAACUUCAUUCUGGGGCUUAUCCUCAAAUGUAUCAGGAUUGUUUAAACCAGGGGUUGGCACACUGUAGUCCAAAGGUCUGGGGUGUUGGAGAAUUCCUUUUAAGAUAAGGUUUACUGAGAAAUAACCUUGAAACUAUAGAAUUUAAGGCAGUUGGGUGUGGGAAGACUCAGCAGAUCAAUGAAACAGAGCCUGGAGAUAAAACCAAUUGUAUAUGUAACACAGCAUAUGGUAGAGAUGGCAUUAAAAAUCAAUGGGAAAAUGUUUACAGAACCUGUAUGGAAGAAUUUGAGUG